AUGCAAUAUGCUCCCAUCGUCUUCGUUCUGUUAGUGUCAGUGAUAGUGCGACCAGUUGUUCUAGGUGUGCCUGUUCGAGACAAUGAUGUCCAUGAGUCGUGUGAAGCUCAAUUUUGGUCAAAUGAUCUGUGCUCUGGCACAGUCAGCGUUAGAGGUGAUUGCAAAACGGCAACACUCAACUUCGCUCAUACUAAUAUGUCAGAAAUAUGUACUUCGAUCAAUUUCUUUUGGUCCUAUCCUAUCGGUAAUUUAACCAUGAUUAUUGAAACACCAUUCACUAUCAAACAACAAAAUUAUAUGGUUCAGUUUGACAACGAUCAUAUGAUGGGUGCCAUUUCAAAUGUGUAUAGACUGAUCGAUGGAAAAGAAAUAGAAGUAACAACAACAGCAAGUAAACUUAUUCAAUAUGCGGAUUCAAACUAUCAAGUCGUACUCAAAUUGCAAGGUCCACCCAAUUUAUUCUACUACGGUGUAUUCAUUGAUUAUGAAGUUGCCAAAUCAUAA
This is a messenger RNA of Rotaria socialis, 504 nucleotides long. The record is from the annotation of a GenBank genome assembly. Lineage: Eukaryota; Metazoa; Rotifera; Eurotatoria; Philodinida; Philodinidae.